UACCAUAACAAUGGCAAUUGGUUUUCCUUAUAUAUAAAUACAUCCGAGAGGAACACAAGGCCUUCCAAACCCACACAUCUCUCGGACCCCAAAAUACCAUUUAUAGAGAGUACAGGGGCGACUGAAUUUGCUAAGAACACAUACAGAUAAUACAUACAUAGAUAUGGCUACAAGAAGGAACGCGGCACUUGUUUUUCUUGUUUUAACUGCUGCGGUAGCAGUGCUGCAUGUGGCAGAAGGUGCGUCUUAUGUGGUUGGAGACUCCACCGGUUGGAACGUUCCUUCUGCCACUACCUUCUAUUCCUCCUGGGCAUCUAAUCUUAACUUUUCAGUUGGUGAUACCCUAGUCUUUAACUUCGCAACAGGAGCACACGACGUUGCGACAGUUAACAAGGAUGCUUUUGACAACUGCGCCAAGAGCAAUCCUCUCUCCCUUCAAACCGCUGGUCCAGCAAAUUUAACGCUCAGUUCUACCGGAGACCACUACUUCAUCUGCACCAUCGCAUCGCACUGCUCCAGCGGACAAAAGUUAACCGUUAAUGUCAAGGCCGCCUCCGGCAGUCCUUCACCAACAUCUUCACCACCACCACCUCCAUCUUCAACUAUGUCACCACCACCUCCAUCUUCAACUACGUCACCACCACCUCCACCUCCAUCAUCCGCCUCAUCUCUUGCUGCUACUUUCUCUGUUGUUCUCAUGACCAUAGCCUUAACCAUGUUUAAUCUGUCUUAAUUAGUGUAAUUUUUUUUCUAGUUUCUGUUUCUGUUUCAUAUACCGAUCGAACCUUCUUAUCAUGUGGGGGGUUUUGUUACUAGGAAAUUAAAUUCGUGUUUGAUGAUACUAUUAAUUUGUUGUGUUUUCUUAAUCUUUUUUUUAUGACGAGUGAUCAAAUAAAAUAAAAAAUUGGAGACUCUCCUGUCCUACUUGAAAUAA
Messenger RNA from Carya illinoinensis, 934 nucleotides. Its product is annotated as umecyanin-like. The transcript has 2 exons. The record is from RefSeq and is a predicted model, not a curated record. Gene Ontology annotation, molecular function: electron transfer activity. NCBI's taxonomy places the organism in Eukaryota, Viridiplantae, Streptophyta, Magnoliopsida, Fagales, Juglandaceae. The coding region runs from base 164 to 733 and encodes 189 amino acids. Gene Ontology annotation, cellular component: plasma membrane.